AUGGUCGACCCCAACUCUCAGAAUCCUUACGCUCCAUUUGCGUCACGGCUCGAUUGGGAGAUGGCGCGCUGGGCAAAAUUGCGUGGGUCCGGGUCAACAGCAUUCUCCAACUUGCUUGCAAUACCAGAGGUCCGCGAGCGCUUGGGCCUGUCAUUCAAGAACUCGGAUGAAUUGAACAAGAUCAUUGACAAAGAACUGCCAACCCGCCGUCCAAUGUUCCGUCGCUUCGAAGUUUGCAUCGGUGGCGAGCGGUUUGAUAUGUUCAACCGCGACGUCAUAGAGUGCGCACGAGCACUCUGGGGCGAUGGCGAACAUAUGCCGUACUUGUGUUUCGGCCCGGAGCGCCACUAUGCUGAUGCCGACCACACACUCCGUCUCUACCACGAUAUGAACACAGGAGAGUGGUGGUGGGCGACACAGAAGAUGCUUGAGAAGCAGAGACCGGGCGCGACUGUUAUGCCCAUUAUCAUCUCGUCAGACAAGACGCAGCUGACGCAGUUCCGUAACAAGACAGCAUAUCCAGUCUACCUUACGAUCGGUAACCUACCAAAGGAGAUCCGCCGCAAGCCAUCACAUCGCGGACAGAUACUCCUCGCCUACCUGCCAGCAAGCCGACUACAGCAUAUCAAGAACAAAGCAGCUCGCCGUCGGACGCUGGCCAAUGUCUUCCACGCUUGCCUUUCCGAAAUCCUCAAACCGCUGCGCCGCGCAGGUGUUGACGGUAUCCAGAUGACGAGCGGUGACGGGAUUGUGCGCCGCUGCCACCCUAUCCUCGCCGUGUAUGUUGGGGACUAUCCCGAGCAGUGCCCACAUGACGAGCUAGGGACUUACCCUUGCGAGUCGGCCUUCCGUGACGUCAACGAGGCCCUCGAUGCCCUAGAUCUCUUUGGUACCGCGGACUAUAACCGCGCCUGCGAGGCCGCGGGCAUCAAACCGAUCCAACAUCCGUUCUGGGAACAUCUCCCGUAUGUCAACAUCUUUCAGUCGAUUACCCCGGACGUGCUGCACCAGUUGCACCAAGGCGUUAUCAAGCAUGUUCUUGCAUGGAUCACUGAUAUCGUUGGCAAGGACGAGGUUGACGCGCAUGUCAAACGACUGCCGCCCAAUCAUUGUAUCCACAGCUUUCACAAAGGCAUCACUGGCCUGUCGCGCGUCACGGGCACCGAGCACAAACAGAUGUCCCGGUUCAUUCUCGGGCUCCUUGUCGAUGUUCCCUUACCUCGUGCGGAGUCUUCAGAGCUUGUCGGCGCUACAAAAGCCCUGCUCGACUUCCUCUACAUGUCCCAGUACUUGGUUCACUCGGACACCACUCUUGAGGCACUCGAGGGCUCGCUUGCUGACUUCCACGCCAAGAAAGACGUCUUCAUCAGACUUGGUGCUCGCGGUAACUUCCUGAUACCAAAACUCCACAUGCUGACCCAUUAUGUCCGGGCCAUCAAACUCUACAGAACGACCGACAAUUACAACACCGAGUCGACCGAGCGCCUCCAUAUCGACUUCGCGAAAGAGGCCUAUCGUGCGACGAACCGCAAGGACGAAUUCCCGCAGAUGACGAAGUGGCUCGAGCGUCGUGAGAAAGUGCUACAACAUGCCGACUACGUCCAAUGGCACCUAUUGUGCGCAGACGGCAGUCGUGACACCGUGAUUGCUUCACGUCAAGGUGUACGUUGGCGGCCACCGGACAUGGCAUGUACUCUCUAUCACCUGAUGACGAAGUACCCAAGCCGCAAGGCUGUUCCUGUCGCGCAGCUUGUAUCUCCGGACGGCUAUGGCGCGACCCAUCUGAUGCCGGCACUCACUCGCUUUCUCGUGGAGCACAAUAACCCAGGUCUCUCACGGAACGCAGUAGAACCUCAAUCUUCUUUUGUUCGGUUUCCCUUCACUUUGCUCCCAGUUUUCCACAAGAUCAAAUUCCGCAAUGUUGAGUACCACGGCAAGGAAACACUUGACGCAAUACACGCACGACCACGGAAACUCAGCGCUAAUAGUGACAUCCUCAUACCUUCUCGGUUCGACACCGCCCUUGUGCGCGUGCGGCAGCCUGAGGAUCAAGCCAUGCCUCGUAUUGGCCUCUCAGACACGCGUAUAGGUCGAGUCCGUGCGAUCUUCUUGAUCCCAGAGAAAGUUCGCCAUCAGUUGAUCCCUUCGGCCCCGAAUUUACGAUAUCCACGUCACCUCGUAUAUGUGGAAUGGUUCUCUAAGUUCGCGCGCACUCCAGAUGCUCACUAUCAAAUGUGCAAGGUCACAGCACUGACAGGUCGCAAGCAGAUCGCAUCAGUGGUACCUCUCGCAUCACUUGAACGCAGUGCCCACCUUCAUCCGAAAUGGGGUGGUCCUGCUCCUGCGCAUUGGACGAGUGAGAAUGUGUUGGAUGAGUGUAGGACAUUUUACUUGAAUCUGUACAAGAGCCCACACGACUUCUACAAUCUGUACUAGCCCUGAAUAUAUUCGUACAUUUGUCAUGAUUCAUGAAAUUCUCUGGUGGUUCGUCGCAACAUAGAAAAUCAGCAGAUUAGUAGGAUAUCAUCAACGACUACUCUAUAAUUAGCUACCCAGUCUACACGACCUGGAGAAUGAUGUACAAAUACCGGAAAACAUGACGUUUCGGGGUUUUACCACUAAUGUUGAUACAUCUGUGCUAUU
Molecule: messenger RNA, 2643 nt
Organism: Rhodofomes roseus
Lineage: Eukaryota; Fungi; Basidiomycota; Agaricomycetes; Polyporales; Fomitopsidaceae
Exons: 5
Coding region: 1-2436 (811 amino acids)
Source: RefSeq, a predicted model, not a curated record